AUGUCUUAUUUCAGGCCGGCCAGCCGUCGGAUGCCGCGCAAAAAGGCUGCAGACCGCGUGGGUCCGGUCAAGACCCGAAGUCGUGGCGGCUGUAAAGAAUGCCGUGCGAGUCGAGUGCGCUGCGACACGAAGAAGCCAACAUGCACCCGGUGCUCGGAGAAAGGCCUGGUCUGUACAACUCAAUUAGUCCUCAAAUGGGAAUCGGAAUUCGUCAGCCGGGGCCUUGCCUUUGGCCGAGCCGGCGUCUGGAGUAAGGGUCGGGCUGCCGGUGGGCCUUCCCCCAAGCCGUCGCCCUCGGCAUGCCCCUCUAUCUUCUUCGACGGUCAGGAAUGGUGCCCUGUCCCACUCAUAAAAUCGUGGGGCUUCGUCAAUAGCGGGGUUGCAGCAUUUGACCAGCCAUACGAGGUUGACGUUGCAUGCAAUGAAUUGAACGCUAUGGUCGUCCGGGAAGGGGCCCACCAUCGAUUCCCACGUUACGCCGAUGAGAACAGUCUUGAUUCACCGCUUACGAUCAACAGCCUGGAAGCCUCUUUUCCACAAGUAGAGUCUCCAGUGCUGACUCCCUCGUUGUCAUUGUUUCCUCCUAUAUCUGCAUCCAAGGAUCGAUGUCUCUUUGAUUACUAUCUCCAACAGGUGUGUCCUCGGACCACUGCUAGCUCGAAGCUCUCGUCCCCUUUCGCAUCGGUCAUCAUGCCUUUCUGUUUGUCUGCGUCCCCACUCAUGUUCACAGCGAUACAAGCGCUCGGGGCAUGCCAUCGAUCGCGGUUCGAUUCUACGUACAGUGUUAUUGGGCUUCGGCUCAAAGCGCAGGCUUUGCGGGGCCUGCGCCACCGGCUUGCAGAAGAAGGUCCUUUGAGAUGCUCUGCGGACCCGGAGGUGCUAGCUAUCAUGAUGAUGUUGUGUCUCUAUGAGAUUGUAGACAACUGCGAUCAACGCUGGACGAUUCAUCUCAAAGGUGCUAAGGAUCUGAUCCGUCUUCGCCGACAGCGGCAGAAUACUCUUGCCAGAUCCCGUGAUGCACUAGAUCCUGUGUCUGCCUUUGCCGAACUGUUUUUCGCCUUCCAAGAUGUCAUGGGCCGUACUGCCUGCGGCGAGGAAGUCAGUUUUGGCACGGACUACUGGCACGAGAACGAACGGACCAUUGACCUCUGGAUGGGUUGCAGCCCUGAGCUGGUGUCUGUUUUGUCUUCUAUCACCGAAAUGAGUCGAACACGGCGCAGUUUAGCCACCAACGCCGCUCGAACAUCCUUCUCGCAGCGGGCAGCGUCCUUGGUGCGGAAGCUUGAGCACCUCGUCCAGGAAGUCGACGGUGACGAUGAUAACGAUCUCCAAUCAGCGGCGGAGCUCAAGCGUCUUGCCGCUGUACUCUAUCUGCACUGCGCCUUGUAUGGGGCGUCUCCAUCCACGCCAUUGGUGGUGUGCUACGUUCGGAAGAUUCUGCGGCUUGUGUCUGAUCUUCUCGACUCGGGCCCGUUGGUUAGCAUGACCUGGCCUGUCUUCGUGGCUGCAGUCGAAUUAGAUCCAGUCCAAGAUGAGGUGUGGAGAGAUGACAAUGGGGAGACCGUUGUCUAUGGGCGACCCUUGGUCCUCAGGGCGCUGGCUGCGAUGGCGGAGUCCAGUGUGUCUAACGUUGCUCGAACUCGGGCGGUCAUUGUGAAAGUGUGGCAGGCGCGCGAUAGCGACAUGCUGAAAGGGUCGCCUCUGGACUCAUCGGACGAGGCUCAGGGCUGCAAUGACUGGGAAUGGUAUGUUGCUCCUAUCAGCAAUGCGAUGAGCUUGGCAUGAUACAA
Molecule: messenger RNA, 1790 nt
Organism: Aspergillus saccharolyticus JOP 1030-1
Lineage: Eukaryota; Fungi; Ascomycota; Eurotiomycetes; Eurotiales; Aspergillaceae
Product: Zn(II)2Cys6 transcription factor
Exons: 2
Coding region: 1-1785 (594 amino acids)
Biological process (GO): positive regulation of transcription by RNA polymerase II
Cellular component (GO): nucleus
Molecular function (GO): zinc ion binding; transcription cis-regulatory region binding; DNA-binding transcription factor activity, RNA polymerase II-specific
Source: RefSeq, a predicted model, not a curated record